This is a messenger RNA of Odontomachus brunneus, 2919 nucleotides long. RefSeq names its product transcription factor kayak (gene kay). The transcript has 3 exons. Gene Ontology annotation, biological process: regulation of transcription by RNA polymerase II. The record is from RefSeq and is a predicted model, not a curated record. Bases 432 to 1475 code for a protein of 347 amino acids. Gene Ontology annotation, cellular component: nucleus. Gene Ontology annotation, molecular function: RNA polymerase II cis-regulatory region sequence-specific DNA binding; DNA-binding transcription factor activity, RNA polymerase II-specific. NCBI's taxonomy places the organism in Eukaryota, Metazoa, Arthropoda, Insecta, Hymenoptera, Formicidae.
CGGCCGCUCAGUAUUAAAGAGGCGUCGGUGGUGGACGCAGUGGUGACGACGGACUCUCCGACAAGUGAGAAGAAAAGAGCGCAUGAGGGUGGUGCGGAAUAAUAGGGGGUUCGCGAAGGGAGCCAGGAACGAAGGUUGAAGGAGGAACGAAGCGCACACCCCGACGCCCGAACGAUCUUCUCACGAACGAACGAUCGACUGAGAUAUAUAUCAUUUUUCUCUUCUCUUACCCAUCGCUCUCGAUACCCCCCUUUCCAUCAUCUUUUUCCUCCAUCCCCUUCCCUCACUUCCGCCCUUGACCUACCUCCCUCAUACGUUUUAUCCUAUCCUUUUUCGCCGCUCCCUCUCUUCUUCCUUUCAUUGUCCACUAUCUCACCGUCAUACUUACGACGACGAAACGAACACUGAACGAAUAACCGACCCCUCGAGCUAUGGCAGCCACCGCCAUGGAUCCAGUCGACAUCGCGAAUAUACUAGCGCAGGAACUGCUAUAUCAGCAGCUGGUAUCUCUGGACGGGUUGCAUAGUGGAGUUCCGACCAGGACGACGCCGACGCUGACGCCAACCACGCUUCGCAGCAUCGAGCAGACCUUUUUGGAGCUGACGAGCGAGUCAGCGUCGCACAGUCGCGAAGCCGGCUUUGUGCCGCCGCUGGUCGAGCCGUCUCAGCCGACCCCGGCACAAACGCAAAACACGGCGGCGCACCACCUCCCGCCAACGACUACCCUCAUCGAGAGCCAGCAGACGCAACCGCAGCAGCAGUCGGUUAGACGCAAUAUGGGCGGCAGAAGGCCCAACAGAACGAUCGGGAUGACUCCCGAGGAGGAGGCGAGACGACAGAUCCGGCGCGAAAGGAACAAGAUGGCAGCGGCCAGAUGCCGCAAACGAAGGAUGGAUCACACCAAUGCCCUAAUUGAAGAGACCAAGGGCUUGGAAGAGAAGAAGCUUAAUCUGACAGAAGAGAUACAAAAUCUGCAGCAACUUAAAGAGGAAUUGGAAUUGCUGUUGGACGCUCACAGAGCGGUCUGCCGGCUGCGAUCCACGUCCCCGCCGGAUGUGAAGCCCGUGAUAAAGCCCGAUAUGCCGGAAGAUCAAUUCGCCGAGCCCACAAAAGGCAGCGACGCCAUGGUAGCCGCUACGAGACCGAACAGACCCAAUUCACUGCCGGUCGGGUUCGACAACAACAACAGACUGAAUUCCCUGUCGCUGUUCGCGGAGCCUAAGGACAGGCCGGACACGUUGGUCUUCAAGACCAUAGAGACGCCGUCUUUCAUGAAGACCUCGAUGGAUGGUAUGCCGAUCACUACUCCGACUAGCGGUAUACCGUUCAACUUCGACUCCCUCAUGGAAGGUGGCACCGGUCUCACACCAGUCACGACACCCUUGAUACCGUCGUGCUCUACGCAACAGAGGAGCAACCUGUCCGCUGUGGACCUUAGCUCGCCGGACGCGAAUCCCAAGCUCGUGAGCUUGUGACGCCACGAUGACGUGGAGUACGAAUCGAACGAGGAGGACGAUUCCGAAUGAGAACGGAAGUACCAUGACGCGAAGCUCGAGUUUCUUUUUUUCUCUGAGGGAGGGAAUAACCGAAGUAUUACGCGAGCGCUUUGCAACGAAAUCUUUGAUCGCCGUCAAAAGCUCUUUCAUUGCGACUCUGCUUACUAGGAAGCGCGAUCCACGAUGCAUUUUUUCUGUAAAAAAUUCUUAGGUCGUUGGACCGUUGUAUGAGGUUGACGACGUGUUUCUGAACGAAUCAACAGAUGGGUCUUUUUAAGAGAAAGUAACGGAGCAAAGAUUAUCAUUGACAUUGUUUGUUUUUGUACGAUACGUGCUAUGCAAGCACAUUUUUUGAUCUUGAAAAUAAAAGAAUACGAUUUAUCGUAUUUAGAUUUUAGCAAUUUCACAGAUUUGCGUUUUAACGGUCUCAGUAUUUCGCGCCAUACGUAAACGCCAACACGCGAGUCUAAAAUUCUUGGAUUAUAAUCUUGUAUUGAGAUCCAUGAACGAAUUGUUCUAUCUUGUUACUCGUUGCAGAUGUAAAUCGUAGGAGAAAGAGAGAAAUAUGUUUUGAAAGGGAAGAUAAGGCGCGCCAAAUUGUCCGCGCACUUAUAGAAAAUGGUCGGCAGACUGAUGCAAUAAUGUCUGCAUACAAGUGAUACGAAUAUAUUUAACGUUUAAAGUUAACAAAUUAGGAUUAAUGAAAGUAAGAUUUGUCAUUUUCUAAGCGAUGCAACGAAAGAUGAAGGAAAUUUUAUACUUGUAAUUCUACACUUUGAGGAUACUAGAAGUUAAGACAGAAAAAACAUGUUUAGCUCAAAACUUCUAAGUACAUUAAGGAACGAUAAGAGCUCUUUGAAUUGCGCUUAAAACAUCGAUCAAUACACAAACACAUAUACACGUACACAACAACAGUUCGCAUAAUUCAAAGAAAUAUUUAAGAGUUGCGCGGGUAAAUGAAAUUGCACGAAUUAUUGUGCGAUCUCGCACGGUGAAGAUAGAAGAAUUCAAUUGUCUCGCUUUCGUCUUACCCGCGACGACAUAAAUAAGUUUUUAUACGCGACUGUCGUUUUUUCCAGUCUCACUCGACAUUAUAACAUUUAAUCCCUCCGUACGUAUAAUAUAUAUACACACAUACAUAUAUUUUACGAUGUAUGACAUUUUUGCAUGAUCUUAAGCAAUAUUAAUAUAUUCAUGCGUGACUACUAGAGUAUGAUGCGCGGAAACCAAUAGCGGGUAAGAUCUCUUCUUUUGAUAGCGUGACGACUUCUCUUUCAUGCUCUGCGACUGAUCUACCGAGAAUUUUCCGACGUCAUACUUGGUGGUCGCUGUUGAGGAACGUAUAUGGAGAUUGUAAGGCACCAUCAAUAAUGUUGCAAUAUAUUUUGAUUAGAUUGAGUCAAUAAAACGCGAUGAAAUUAUA